GGCCCCGCCCCGCCCCGCCCAGGCCGAGGCUCAGGCCCGGCUCGCCGCCGCAGCAUGGGCCCCGCUGCCCGCCCCGCACGGAGGUCGCCACCGUCGCCGCUGCCGCUGCCGCUGCUGCUGCCGCUGCUACCCCUCUGGCUGGGCCUGGCGGGGCCGGGCGCCGCGGCGGACGGCGGGGAGCCCGCGGCCGGGAGGCUCCGGGCGGAGGCCCGGGCCGUGCGGGUGGACGUGCGGCUGCCGGCCCAGGACACGCUGGUCCUGGAGGGCGUCACCGUGGGGCCCGACGCCCCGACCCCGCUGCGCGGCCGCCUGCUGCUGAUGGACGCCCUGGACGCCGAGCAGGACGCGCCCGGGGAAGGCUGGAUCGCGGUGGCCUACGUGGGCCGGGAGCAGGCGGCCGUGUCCCUGCAGGAGGCUCGGGCCUCGCCCAAGGCCCUGGUGCAGCAGCUGGACGCUUCGCAGCUGCUGCUCAGGCCAGUCGUGGUCCUUCAUUACUCGGCCAACGUCACCAAGCUGCUGGAGGCCCUGCUGCAGAGGACCCAGGCCACCGCAGAGGUCACGCGUGAACAGUCCCUGUCGGCCAGCAUUGAGUGGACGCUGACCCUAUGGACCACCUGCGGCCUCUCCAAGGAUGGCUCUGGGGGCUGGCAGGACGUGGUAUGCCUGGGGGGCAGCCGCGCCCAGGAGCAGAAGCCCCUGCAGCAGCUGUGGAACGCCAUCCUGCUGGUGGCCUUGCUGCUGGGCGCCGGCCUCGUGGUCCAGGCACAGCGCCAGGCGGCAUGGCCGAGCCGGCGGGAGCCCGGAGGCCAGGUGGAGCUGCUCCAGCGCCGUGCGGCACACAGGCUGGCAUCCCUGCAGACCCGGCGCUGGCGGCCAGGCAGGGCUGCCCAGGGGCCCCCGGAACCGGGUGGCGACACCUGUGCUGUGUGCCUGGACGACUUCCGCCCCAAGCAGUGGCUCCGGGUGCUGCCCUGCAAGCACGAGUUCCACCGCGACUGCGUGGACCCCUGGCUGCUGCAGCAGCAGACCUGCCCGCUGUGCAAGUUCAACAUGCUGGGUGAGCUCGGGCGCUCAGGGGCAUGGGCUGGGGACCCCACCUCACCUGAUCCCUCCUGUGCCUCCUCUGUCCCCAGGGAACGGCUACUCUGACGAUUAGCUGCCCCUCGGCUGGCCCGGGCUCGGGACGGGAGGAAGCGGGGCCGCCACACUGGGAGGGCACAGCCAUGCACCUGACAGCCAGCGGGGCCUCUGCCAGUUUGGCUGUGCCCACCUUCCAGGUGCCUGGACCGGCUCCAGGGGCAUCACUGGGUGGAGGCCUAUUUAUUGGGGGAGUGGGAAGGGCGCUGGCCUGGCUACCCAAGGCUGCGGUGGGGCCCCGGGUUUCCCACAAGGGCCGUCCUCUUGAGUGGGGGGACGGGAUACACAAGCCUCAGGCUGGAAGCCUCAGGCUGAGCACACGCACUCGGUGUCUUUUGUAGAGACUCGGGCUGGGGGGUCGCUACGAAAUAAACACGGAUCUAUUUUAA
Messenger RNA from Erinaceus europaeus (western European hedgehog), 1526 nucleotides. RefSeq names its product ring finger protein 215 (gene RNF215). The coding region runs from base 55 to 1149 and encodes 364 amino acids. Gene Ontology annotation, molecular function: ubiquitin protein ligase activity. The record is from RefSeq and is a predicted model, not a curated record. Gene Ontology annotation, biological process: ubiquitin-dependent protein catabolic process. The transcript is spliced from 7 exons. NCBI's taxonomy places the organism in Eukaryota, Metazoa, Chordata, Mammalia, Eulipotyphla, Erinaceidae.